Molecule: messenger RNA, 3193 nt
Organism: Hipposideros armiger (great roundleaf bat)
Lineage: Eukaryota; Metazoa; Chordata; Mammalia; Chiroptera; Hipposideridae
Gene: PIP4K2C
Product: phosphatidylinositol-5-phosphate 4-kinase type 2 gamma
Exons: 10
Coding region: 126-1391 (421 amino acids)
Biological process (GO): phosphatidylinositol phosphate biosynthetic process
Cellular component (GO): plasma membrane
Molecular function (GO): 1-phosphatidylinositol-5-phosphate 4-kinase activity; 1-phosphatidylinositol-4-phosphate 5-kinase activity
Source: RefSeq, a predicted model, not a curated record
CGCUCGCGCGCCUGCGGGCCAGCCUCCGGUCACGUGAUGGCGGCGCAGGUGAGCACCGCUUCCGGGGUCGGGAGCCCGGAUAGCUGCCGGCUCUGGCUUUCGCUCAGCAGGGUACGCGGGAGACCAUGGCGUCCUCCUCUGCCCCGCCGGCCACCGUACCGGCGACAACAGCGGCCCCUGGUCCGGGUUUCGGCUUCGCCUCCAAAACCAAGAAAAAGCAUUUCGUGCAGCAGAAGGUGAAGGUGUUCCGGGCGGCUGACCCGCUGGUGGGCGUGUUCCUGUGGGGCGUAGCCCACUCGAUCAAUGAGCUCAGCCAGGUGCCUCCCCCAGUGAUGCUGCUGCCAGAUGACUUUAAGGCCAGCUCCAAGAUCAAGGUCAACAAUCACCUUUUCCACAGGGAAAAUCUGCCCAGUCAUUUCAAGUUCAAGGAGUAUUGUCCCCAGGUCUUCAGGAACCUCCGUGAUCGAUUUAGCAUUGAUGACCAGGAUUACUUGGUGUCCCUUACCCGAAGUCCCCCAAGUGAAAGUGAAGGCAGUGAUGGUCGCUUCCUUAUCUCCUAUGAUCGGACUCUGGUCAUCAAAGAAGUAUCCAGUGAGGACAUUGCUGACAUGCAUAGCAACCUCUCCAACUACCACCAGUACAUUGUGAAGUGCCAUGGCAACACGCUGCUGCCCCAGUUCCUGGGGAUGUACCGAGUUAGCGUGGACAAUGAAGACAGCUACAUGCUUGUGAUGCGCAACAUGUUUAGCCACCGUCUUCCUGUGCACAGGAAGUAUGACCUCAAGGGCUCUCUAGUGUCCCGGGAAGCCACCGAUAAGGAAAAGGUGAAAGAAUUGCCCACUCUUAAGGAUAUGGACUUUCUUAACAAGAACCAGAAAGUUUAUAUUGGUGAAGAGGAGAAGAAAGUAUUUCUAGACAAGCUAAAGAGAGAUGUGGAGUUCCUCGUGCAGCUGAAGAUCAUGGACUACAGCCUUCUGCUAGGCAUCCACGACAUUGUUCGGGGCUCUGAACCAGAGGAGGAGGGGCCUGUGCGGGAGGAGGAGUCAGAGGGGGAUGGGGACUGUGGCCUGACGGGACCUCCAGCUCUGGUGGGCUCCUAUGGCACCUCCCCUGAGGGUAUAGGUGGCUACAUCCAUUCCCAUCGGCCCCUGGGACCUGGAGAAUUUGAAUCCUUCAUUGAUGUCUACGCCAUCCGGAGUGCUGAGGGGGCCCCUCAGAAGGAGGUGUAUUUCAUGGGCCUCAUUGAUAUCCUGACACAGUAUGAUGCCAAGAAGAAAGCAGCUCAUGCAGCCAAAACUGUCAAGCACGGGGCUGGGGCAGAGAUAUCUACUGUCCAUCCUGAGCAGUAUGCUAAGCGAUUCCUGGAUUUUAUUACCAACAUCUUUGCCUGAGACUCACUCCAUGGUGACUGCUACUUUAUGUUCAAGGUGGUGGGGUUCUGAGAGGCUUGGGGGAAUUGUGGAUAUUCUGGCUACUACUUCUUCUCUUCCUCUUUGCUAAGUUCAGGCUACAGGCUCCUUUCAUCCAGAUAACUCCAUUUUGUUGAGUAGGAUUUUCGUGGCCCUCAGAAAUACAUCAUCCUUUCUCCCCUUUGUCCAGUUUUCCUUCCUCUCCUUCAAGAAGUCUGCUUGCUUCAUUAGAGUGUAACUGUUGACUCUCUCCCAAGUGCCUUGAUCUUUGUAAAAUGUCCUGUUGUUUCUAUAAUAUAGGAGGAGCUGGGGGAAGGGGGUUGUUUGCCAUCUUCAGGACAUGACUGGACAGAUGGACCUGGCUCAAGCAACUACUCUGGAUGCACUUUGCUGUGUGGGAUGAACUAAGAGUAUCUGAAUUUUGCUGAUAACUUUAUAGAACUCACUAUGGAAUGCUUCCUUCUGGUAGGCACUGCGAUGGAAGACUUCCAUGACUACAGAUAAUGGGUGCAGGAACGCACACAUAUGAUGGGAUAUGGCCAGUUUUACACACACUAGUGGGGUGGAGAGUGGUCAGCAGGCUGGCACCUCAUGCAGGUGGGACCUAAGAGGACUCUUGUGAUUAUGCAGGAAACUGGAGAAGGUCUCUGUCAAGGAUUGACUAUUCUCCAAUCUUUUCCCUCACCCCACUUCCACCUCCACCCCUGUACUUGUGGGUACAGGAGCCCAGAGAUGGAUGGCCAAAGUGUUCAAGCCUAGGUGGAAGGUGUUUGACUUUUGCUGCUCUUCCCCAGGAUCUCACACCCCUCCUGGCACUGGAACCCUUCGGUGGGGGUGUGGCCAGUUCUGGAGGCUGGGAGGAUGGGCCAGGGGUAUAAGGUUGAUUCUGCAUGUUAAAUUUCCCUUCUUCAUGGCUAGCCAUCCCUGAGGUUUUAUUCCCAGGAGAAGGGACUAUUUCUACCUGGGUCAACCCUGGCCGUUUCAAGAGGACGGAGGUCUCAAUUACGGGAACCUUCUCUGGAGGUGUGUGCCUAGCAUACUUCCUUCCCUCAGCCAUUCUCAAACCCUUUUCCCAGUUGGAUUUAUUAUUCUGUUCUCUUCUGUCCCGUCUUAUACUGCUACUGUGUUUCCCAGGGGACAGAUGGCCUUCUGUGUCAUCUUCACUCUCCACCCCCAGAGAGGAGUCAGAGCCAUAACUCAAUCACCCGGCCCCCCUCCAAAGAUAGUCGAGUUGGUGCGUGAUAUUCUCAGAAUGUAGAAGACCAUCAUGAGCCCAGAUAGCGUCCUCCCCUCCCGCCAAUGCCUUUGGGGCUAAAGCAGCCAUUCUUGCUAUCCUCCGUACCCCUUGAGGCUUCUACAUUUUUUUUUUUAAACACAAAGAUGGGCACCAGCAACUGGCCUAUGGGGAUACAAAGAUUCUUUGCUCUGUAUCUGGUUGAACUGAUUUGUCUCACAAGAAGUCAUGCGCUCCACCUUGUGCUCCAAAGAAAGUAACAAGAAGAGUCCCCACUUAAGGAUUGGAGCCCCUAUGAUACCUUUCUGUCUGGAGCCUGAUGGAUUCUUUUCAUUCCAACCUUCUUUCCCCUGUUGAAUGCAAUAAAACUCCAUGACACCAGCAACUGUUCUUUAGAAAUGGGUUUUCUGACCAUGUGGCUGAUAUAUCAUGAGCAGUAUGGUCUUCAUUUGUUGCUUCUGAUUUUCAUCUUUUUUCUUUUAAUUAAUACAAAAGAUCUUGUGUACUCCCAUUGCUGUCACUAUAUAGAAAUUAAAUUAUUGAAUCCAAA